This is a messenger RNA of Aplosporella prunicola CBS 121167, 1530 nucleotides long. RefSeq lists its product as uncharacterized. Lineage: Eukaryota; Fungi; Ascomycota; Dothideomycetes; Botryosphaeriales; Aplosporellaceae. Gene Ontology annotation, biological process: fatty acid metabolic process. The record is from RefSeq and is a predicted model, not a curated record. The transcript is spliced from 4 exons. The coding region runs from base 129 to 1133 and encodes 334 amino acids. Gene Ontology annotation, molecular function: fatty-acyl-CoA binding.
UGAACGACUCUCCCCGCCGCUCGAACCCGUCAUUCACGUUCCGUGCACGUCUCACGGAGCUUAUCGCCCGACUCUAUCUCAUACGUCAACCUUCAUGAGACCCGUCAUCACACCGCAUUGGCCUUGAUAUGUCGGACUCUGUGGAUAGAGUCUUCAGCCAUGCCCUCAACACCGUCAACAAGAUACGGAUUGGCUCGGAAAAGCCGCCGGCUGCCAUCCGACUGAAGCUUUACGGCUUGUACAAACAGAGCAUGGAGGGAGAUGUCGACGGUAUCAUGGACCAACCAGAAGGCACUGGAGAGGAGACACACAGAGCGCGCGAGAAAUGGGAAGCCUGGAAACAGCAAAACGGCCUCUCGCGCACCGAGGCAAAGCGCCGCUACAUCACGACUCUCAUAGACACUAUGCACAAAUACGCCUCUCCAACCCCGGACGCGCGCGAGCUUGUCGCCGAGCUUGAGUUUGUGUGGGACCAGGUCAAAUCGAACGUGCCCUCUUCAUCCUCCUCGUCGCCUCUGCGUAAUUUGGGAGCAGUGCCUGGUCCCCCGCACUCUUACCCGCACUUUGGCUCUUCACGCGCUUCGGCCGAUUACCCCCAGCAAUCACGGGUGAGGGCGUCACAAAUGCGAGUACUGAGCCCGCCUCUACCGGGUGAAGAAGAAAAUCCCGACAAAGAGGAGUUCGUCAACGUUCACGACCCUCAGAAUGCUGGCAACGAAGAACACCUGGAUAACGGCGGCAAUAUUCGAGAACGCCUAGCCUCGCAAUCAAGGCCUACUAGCGACCAGAAAUGGCGAUGUCGCGUGGAGCUGGCCCUUGUCAAAAUGACUGCCGAAGUAGCUGCACUGCGCGAACAACUCGAGUCUCGACGCCUCUUUAAUCACUCGAAGAAACACAGACUUAUCGCCUGGAUCGGUUGGUUUUGCUGGUUCUCGGUGAAGCUGAUUGCGGCAGAUAUGAUCAUUCUAGGAAUAAUAUUGCUGUGGAUGCGAAGGAAGAGGGACAGACGGUUGGAAGGCGCAAUACGUGUUUUAUUGGGCGAUGCUGUGGUGCAGAUGCAGAAAGUUGGCAGUGCCCAGGUGGCAAAAAUGGGAAAGAUCGAGCUGCCCAAGCUGCCUUCGAGGAAGAGCUGAGGUCUUUGUUGGCACCACUCGCUGUUGGCUCGCUAUCUGGUUCUGCUACCUGAGAGCCGCUUGGGGGCCCAGAGGUCACUAAGGAAAUAAUGCUGCGGUCCUGUACUAGUUCCGAGGAGUUUUGGGGUUUUCACGAUAUUCGAUACCUAGGAGUUGAAACAGUCUUGCCGAUUUUGAGUUUGGACAUGCGAUGGGAGCUGUUUGAACUUACUCGCAUACACGGGUCCCGCAGAAGGCCAAUUUUCUGAUCUCAUGAAGCUUGUGUGUUUCUGAGUGCGUUAGUUGGAGAUGAGAACGUUGGCACUGCGUUGCUUGUGUUGUGUUUAUACAGGUUGCCGACAGUAUUUUUGGUAAGCAACAACUGAAUAUAGCAGUUUUAAAUAUUAAACAACAGUAC